Leptidea sinapis is the source of this 1868-nucleotide messenger RNA. It is a transcript of the gene Alas, whose product is annotated as 5-aminolevulinate synthase, erythroid-specific, mitochondrial. NCBI's taxonomy places the organism in Eukaryota, Metazoa, Arthropoda, Insecta, Lepidoptera, Pieridae. Gene Ontology annotation, molecular function: pyridoxal phosphate binding; 5-aminolevulinate synthase activity. The coding region runs from base 224 to 1750 and encodes 508 amino acids. The transcript has a single exon. The record is from RefSeq and is a predicted model, not a curated record. Gene Ontology annotation, biological process: hemoglobin biosynthetic process; erythrocyte development; heme biosynthetic process. Gene Ontology annotation, cellular component: mitochondrion.
AAAAUAAAAAUUUGUACGUGGAGUUGAAGUUUACAUUUAGUCGGGCGUAAUCGAUAUGACGACACAGACUUUAUAAAUGAGCGCUGCAGUGUGUUGAAACAUCAGUUGAAAUAUCGAAACGUUCGGCUACAGUGAGAGCCAACGUUCUGCACAAAUAUCGAACAAGUGUUAUACACAACAUCGUGCCAUAAGUGUUACGAGUGAGUGUCAUUGAUUACAUAAAAUGCCCUGUCCAUUCAUGGGUUCGCUAAACCAAGCUUUCGUAAGAAAUUAUGGCUCCAUACUGAUGAAACAGUAUGGUAACUUUUGCCCAAUAAUUUCUAGAGGGUUUCGCUCCUUUGGCAACGAGGAGACGAAAUGCCCAUUUAUAAAAGAAAACGCGAUCAUCUCCGAAGCUCCCAAGGAGAUGAAUGAAGACAUUGUUGAAAGCGUUCGACCUUACGCCUAUGAGAAGUUCUUCAACGAACAGAUUAGCGCCAAGAAGAAAGAUUACUCGUACCGUGUAUUCAGGAAAGUGUCGCGCUUAGCGGCCGACGGUAUGUAUCCGCAAGCCUUGGAAGGGGCAGAUAAUCACCGUGUGACUGUGUGGUGCGCCAACGACUACCUCGGUGUAUCGCGGCACCCACUCGUGCAGGACGCGGCUAUCUCUGCUAUCAAGUCGUACGGCACGGGCGCCGGAGGAACCCGGAACAUUGCCGGAAACUCGCAAAUGACUGAGAAACUCGAACAUGAAAUAGCGAGACUACAUGAAAAACCUGCCGCAUUAAUAUUUAGUUCAUGUUUUGUUGCAAACGAUGCAACAUUGUCUACUUUAGCUAAGAUUCUUCCAGGUUGUAUAAUUUACUCGGAUGCAGGUAACCAUGCCUCUAUGAUACAGGGAAUAAGAAAUAGUAGAGCUCCUAAACAUAUAUUUAGGCACAAUGAUCCCAAUCAUUUGCAAGAGCUGCUCUCUCAAUCACCACCAGGUGUGCCAAAGCUAGUCGUUUUUGAGACUGUCCACUCUAUGAGUGGGGGUAUUUGUCCUUUAGAAGAAAUGUGCAAUGUUGCACACCGGUAUGGAGCUUUAACAUUUGUGGAUGAAGUACAUGCUGUGGGGUUGUAUGGGAAACAUGGUGCUGGGAUCGGUGAGGAAAGAGGUCUGGCCCAUAAGAUUGACAUAGUGUCCGGAACCCUGGGAAAAGCUUUUGGGAAUGUUGGAGGCUACAUUGCCGGAUCAUCUUUACUUAUUGACACUGUAAGGUCAUUGGCUCCAGGUUUCAUAUUUACAACAGCUCUACCCCCACCUGUCCUCGCUGGUUCUUUGGCAGCUAUUAGACUCCUUGCAAGCGAAGAAGGGAGAAGUUUGAGAACUAAACAUCAGGCCAUUGUGAGAUACUUGAAGCUGUCUCUCCUAGUAGCUGGACUACCACAGCUACCAUCGGUGAGUCACAUAGUUCCAGUGCCAAUCACUGGAGCAGACAAGGUGGCGUUAGUUGCUGAAUCUCUUAUGAAGAAGGGGCACUAUGUACAAGCUAUCAACUAUCCUACAGUGGCACGAGGCGAGGAGAGACUUCGCUUCGCCCCGGGCCCGUACCAUACGCCCGAAAUGAUAGACAGCUUGGUUACUGCCUUAAUCGAAUCAUUCCACGAAAAUAAUAUAAGCUUUAAUCAGUUCCUGGUUAAUGGGACAUGUCGUGAAUGCAGCAUGGAGUACAAGGUGGACAUGCCUUUUGAAGAAGUCUCCUACAAGUACCCAAUGGCUGCAGCCUAACCACAAAUUAAAUAGCUAAAUAACAGUUGUUGAAUGUAUAAUUGUAUAGUUUAUUUGAGAUGUUUUAUUUAUGGUUCAAGGUGUUAAUGUUAGGGGAAAUAAAAACUCUGGUGUCGUA